Girardinichthys multiradiatus is the source of this 2593-nucleotide messenger RNA. Its product is annotated as membrane cofactor protein-like. Gene Ontology annotation, biological process: negative regulation of complement activation, classical pathway. Bases 198 to 1163 code for a protein of 321 amino acids. The record is from RefSeq and is a predicted model, not a curated record. NCBI's taxonomy places the organism in Eukaryota, Metazoa, Chordata, Actinopteri, Cyprinodontiformes, Goodeidae. The transcript has 12 exons.
GGGAGUGUCGUAACUCUCUCUCUUUCUAUAGCGCUGUGUGGGGCUGCACCUGUUGAUAAAUCUAUUCCGUACUGACGCCACAAAGCUACACCAACACCAACAGGAAGUUGCCAUCAGAAUACUGACUCGUGUUUGCCAGCGAGGUGUUUAAUUUUGAAAGAGCCUGUUGUCAUUGGGUUACUGUAACAGAUCCUGCCAUGGGUAUUACUGCCCUUUUUCUACUGAGCGUUCUUGGCUUUGCCAUCACUGCUGAAGCUCAAUCAUGUUCUAAACCCGUCGGUGAAGCCAACAUGAGUUUGAAGGACGAUUUCAUUAUCCAGGACACAUUUGUAAAUGGAGCCGUUGUUUCUUUUGCCUGUAAUCCCGGCUACACAUCUGCUGGAGGAUCUUCUAAGAUCACAUGCAGUGCUGGCGUGUGGAGUCCUGUGCAGCUGAGAUGCGAGAGGAAGAACUGUGGCGCUCUUGAAGAUGUGAAUAAUGGUUAUAUUGAGUAUAGGAACGGGACUGAGUUUGGUGAUACAGCUGUGGUCAUUUGUAACCAAGGUUACAUCUCAGUUGGGCAGUCAGUAGUAAUCAGAUGCGACGUCGAUGGAUGGAUAGGCAGGUUGCCAGUUUGUGAAGCGGUUCAGUGUGUUACACCAGCAGGAAUUGUAAACGGCACAUUUAGUCCAGAAAAUGAGUUCUAUAGUUACAGAGAAGUUGUGCGGUACUCCUGCAACAAAGACGUGACACUUAAUGGAUCAGGAGAAUUAACUUGCUCUGAAGAUGGGACAUUCCACCCUGCCCCUCCAACCUGUGUCUGGGUUGAAUGUAAAGAUCCUGUGAUUGAAAAUGCUGAAUUUGUUGAAGGCUCCCGGCCUCCACACAGAUACGGGGCUUCAGUGAAAUAUUCCUGUAAACCUGGAUAUGUGAUUGAAGGAACCUCUACUCUGAUGUGCUUGUUAAACAGUCAGUGGUCAUCACCCUUACCAAAAUGCACAAAAGACCCUGAGCCAACUAUGCCUACUACGACUACAACUACCACUACAACUACUACUACUACUACGACUACUGCUACUCCUACCCCAGACAACGGGAAUGGGCUUUCACCAGGGAUUAUUGUUCUGAUUGCGCUCGGGGAAGCAGUACUGUCAAAGAGGCUGCAAAAGAUGACGAGGAUAUAGCACUCUCGUGAGCAUCACAGCCCUGUUGCUUCAAAACUCCUGCAUGUAAAAGUGUCGUCAGCAGAAGAGGAUUACCCCCAGAAAUCUUGAAACUCCCCCUCUGGAAAUCAGCCUCUGCACUCAGGACCAUUCAAGCAGCUUGUCUGAUUAGCCAAUAGCAAUUUACAGCUUUGACAGGAUGCCCAUGUCCACUUCUUGUUUCCUGUUUUACUUCUCUGGGCAUCAUUAAACUCUGCACUGAUUUGGAAUGUUUGCAUUGGAAGCUGCUUUGUAACACAGGCCAAUUACAGAGAUUAUGUUAAACUAGUGAAAAAUCUGCUCUCUUAAUACUUUAUUCACUAAAAGUUUAUGUAAUAAAAAUACUGCUGCUGAAUUGAACCACUUAGUCUUAAAAAACUGUUUAUAAACUAAACAGUUCUGAUGUUGGUGUCUAACAAAAGGCAUCAUAUAUGCCUGAAUGCAAAACAUGCCAAAUGCUUUACUUUCUGUGCAUUUUUAAAGUUUCCUUAAAUCACCUUUUUGGAAUAUCAUCUCCAUGAUGAUGUUAACCUUUUGUGACCAUUUUUUGUUUAGUUUUGCUUUUGAAAAUCAGCUAAUUAGGUUCCAGAUUAAACCAAAAUGUCCAUCAGUGAAAUUGUUUCCCUUCUACACUGCAGCAUUGUUAAUAUAUUUGUUAACCAUCUACUGUCCAGAAGAUAAUUUGUUUUAGUAGCAGGACUUAAUUAUCAACUGUGGUCACAUAAUUUGUAUUGAAAGUAAUCUUAUGAAGGACAUUGUAUUUGCACUUUCAAUGUUUAUGGUUGACUUGGUGGAAGACUGGGCUGAAUGUUGUAAAGGAGUUUUUCCUGACCAUGGAAAAUUCUGCAUUGUUUUUUUCUCGUUACUUUUCUUGAAAACAGUGGCAAGAUGACAUUAAUGGGAGCACAGUGUCUUCAUUGAGAGCAAAGUGGAACCAAAGCCAAAUUCCUUUUCAUGCGCACAAACUUGGUGAAUACAGCUGAUUCGGAUUCUUCUGAUUCUUUCGACGUUCUGCAAACUUAAGAAUUUAUAUAGGUCAAAAAACAUCCCUAAAUAUUUUACAGAAGGAGGCCAUAAAGCUGCUCCAUCUGUUCUGAAAUUAUGACUUCCUGUAUGAAACACUGAUGCCUCAUAACAAUCUUGACUGAAGUUCAACAUCUGACUUGACUGCAUACUGAGGAGGUAAUCCAGCCAUUUUUGUCAGAUGUGUUGGACCAAGACACAUCUAAAGGUUGCAGGACACCGGCCCUCGAGGACUGGAGUUGCCCACCCCUGCUCUAAGAUGUGUUUGGUCCUUGUAACCUUAAAACUUUUUCUGAAUUUAAAAUAAUUUUUCAUUGGUGCUUGUCUUUUAUUGCUGUUAUGUGAAAUACACUGCUCAAAAAAAUAAAGGGAACACUUAAACAACACAA